This is a messenger RNA of Rotaria sordida, 936 nucleotides long. The record is from the annotation of a GenBank genome assembly. Lineage: Eukaryota; Metazoa; Rotifera; Eurotatoria; Philodinida; Philodinidae.
AUGCCUCACGCAAUCGUAAUACCACCAACUUCUUCAAUACCAACUUUUUCUGGAAAACAUUCUGAACGUCCAAAACAAUUUCUUGUUCGUAUACAGGAAUACGCAGAAACCGUACACGGUUGGGAUCGUUCAACGUUGCUUACUGGUAUCUCGCAAUUUUUACGAGAUACUGCUUUAGAUUGGUAUUGUCAAUUGAAGGUUUCAGGUCGUCAACCCCAAACAUGGGCAGAAUUCGUCGAAUCAUUUCUCUCACAAUUUAAUUCACCAAUUCGUAGUGCUCGACAAGAACAAGAAUGGUACGAAUGUAAACAAAAAGAAGAUGAAACAAUUAAUGAAUUUGUUAUACGUUUACGAGCGUUGUGGACCGAACAGAAACCAAAAGAAACUGAAGUCGACUUAGUUAAACAUUUAUUUUGCAAAAUGCGUAAUGAUUUACUCAGUAUGAUUGGAGUACCUCGCGGUGCAACGUUAGAUGAAAUUAUUAUGGAAGCUCAGAAGGUGGAAGAAGUUUUAUAUCGUCGUAAAAAAGAAGAACGCCGACUAAAAUAUUUAAACCAAACUUCAUUUCAAAAUGAUACGUCAAAUGUUGGUAAACCCCAAGAUAAAGUAAUGAAUGAAUAUGCAAAACCUCUAUUAAAUAUGAAUGCGGAAUAUUCGUUAAAUAAUAGAACAGUUCCGGUUCAACGAACAAUAUUUAAUAAAAAGAAUCAUGAUCGAUCGUUUCCAACCACAAAUUAUUACAAACAAACAACUGCUGAAAUAGGUAAUAACCAACAAUUAGAAUCAAUGAAAUGUUACACUUGUGGAAUGUGGGGUCACGUGGCUAUAAAUUGUCCCACAGGUAGUACAAAGAAUUACCGACGUGGUGAAGGAAAUUCGUAUUCAAAAAACGACAGAAGAGCGGUGGAUCGACGGGAUACCGGCGCUCGUUAUUAA